AUGCCAGUGGUCACACACUCCGUCUGGCCACCCUCUCCCCCAACUUUUUCUCGCAGUCCCGCUGCUCCCUCUAAUGACCAGCACACCGCAUGCAUGGCGCACAGCGAACACUCUCCCACAACCCCCUUCGACCCGACCGCCACCAUCCACCUCCCCUCACCAUCUCCAGAAGACACUACUUUUUUUUCUAAACUUCUCUCCCGACAUCCCUCCACGUCGUCAGCCUCCAGCACCGCGAACCCCCGCCGACGAAGCUUCAACAUCCUCACCACCAUCCCAGACCACUUCUCAACUCUCGUCCGUUCUCACAGCUCUUCUGUCAGAAAAUCUACCUGCACUCAGCCGCCACCAAUCACCAGCAGGGCUUUCUUUUCGGGGUAUGCCGACAAGUCCACAUUUGUCCAAGAGAUUCCUGUGAGGUCAGCAUCCCUCGAUAUGCCCUUGUCCCGUCCCGCCCAAGAAGAAGAACGCCCCUCGAGGAAGCAAAAGUCGGAGAACAGGUUCUACAACUUCCUCACGAGGUCCCGAUCGCGCUCAGUAUCAAAGAAGGAGGAUUCAUCUACAGAAGUCGAACCAACCACCCGCCCCAUGCCUGAUCUUCCACAAAACCCCCGCUCUCCACCUGGCAGCCUCGGUCGCCGCUCCAACAUCCCCAUCCCUACGCAGUCCGGCUCCAAACCGGCCUCGCGCCUCCAGUCACGCCCCCUGUCAUCGACUACCACAGCAACGAACACGACCAUAACUCCAGCGACACCAAAAGUCAAGAAACGACCUUCAACUGCCAUCCCUUCCACUACGUCCCCUCUUGUUGCCUCCUCGUCGAAACCGCUGGAAUCACGAUCGCGGCCCACAACCCCGAAACCCUCGGGAGCACGCAGAAAACUCCAUGAUCUGUUCGCUAUCCCGCUCAGUCGCCUGUCCUCCUCUAGAUCACGCUCAAGAUCACGUCCUAGCACUCCACACGCCUCACCAGAUGUGCCUCCACUGCCAGCAACACCGGGAACUGAUGAUGACCCAACACCCAGACCACGAAGGUCUUCCCCUCAUAGCAUUCGUGGUGCACCUCCGCCGCGUAGUCCAUCUCCGACCCCCGAGCGGAGAGUACUCCGCGUAACGAACGCUACGCCUAACAACGAAUCGUCGACUGGCUCGACCGCGGCUUCCGUGAAGAUCACGAAAUUCUUCUCGAAAGGGGGCUCGUCUGCCUCCGAGCAGAAGAAACUUGGCCAUCAACAUUCCGCUUCCGGGCCCCCCGUUCUUCCCCCCAUUCCUGCCUUCGUAUCAGCACCGCUCAAACGGGUGUCCUCGUUGCAUCGACGCAGCGUCAAAGAUCCGAUACCUGACCAGCCUCAGCUCGUAUUGCCCUCUUCCUUGCCCAAGAUCAUCCAUACGCCCCCAACACCAGCGAAGAACGGUAACGGUACAGCAGAGAGCAGCAAGCUUCCAGCUCCAACUCGACCAGGCCACCACCACGCAAUGAAGGGCUCGCUUGACUCUGGGAUACGCUAUCGCCCACCAAUGGCCGUUCUGGACGAGGAAAGUCGAGCCGACUUUUCUCACAAGGAUAAAGGCAGGGCAGUUGACAAAGCGAGGGAGAAUGAGGCGCAAGCCGUGCCGCGACCGCAGCCAAUCAAGAUGAGUAACAGCGCCCGCUCGACCAAGCAUGGCAGUUUUGACUUUGAGCGGCCUGGAUGGGGCGCGGCGAUGAUGCAGAGGACUGGGAGUAAUGGGACGACUGCGACGCAGAAUACGGCGGCCAGUGGGUGGAAUCAAGAGACGGCGAAGGAGAGGGAAAGCAAGUAUGGACCUGGGCUGGCGGGUGUUGGGACACUGCAGAGGGAUAUGUCAAUGAAGCGGGCACAGGAACGUGAAGAAUUCCUGAAGAGAGAGCACGAGAAGGCGAGGAAGUGGGCGGUUCCUUCUGGGGUAGAUAGCAGGCAAAAGGAAAAGGAGAGAAAAAGUCACGAAAAAGAGAAAACGGCGGCGGCGGCGGCGGCGGCGGCGCAGCAGCAGCACUCGCAGCAGACGACACCGUCUGGUUCAACAUCAACGGCAGGGACCGGCAAGAUUUCGAGCAUGAGCAAGGCAACCGGCAAACGACUGGGGCACGCGCACAAGAGGGCGAGCGGGAGCGGGAUAUCACGCCUCGUCGGCAUCGCGCACCACGGCCUCUUCUCCUUCGAGCCCCCCGUGCCCUCGCCCACGCUCAGCACAGGCAGCACAGGCACGGCACACGACGGGGUCGUCCUCGUUCCGUCAGCAGACAGGAAGGACCGCGAGCGCGAGCGGCUCCAGGCGGAGAAGGAACGCCAACGCGACCUGCGUCGUGGCGGGCGGGCGGGCGACCGUGCACCUGUCCCUGUCCCUCUGCCCCCAGGUGCCCCUGGACCUGGACCGGCGGCGUUCCCGACACAGACGAACGCGGGGCAUCGCUCGGGCGCGAAGGGCCGCUCGCUGGACCUUGGCCUCGGUCUUGCAUGGGCGCCGUCGAAGAUGAAGGAGGAGGCACUCCUGCCGUCGUCGACAUUCUUCGUGCGGUCGCUGAGCGGGCGUUCGACGUCUGGGUCGACGACCGGGCGGUCGGCCACUGGAGGCUCGUCGUCGGGCCAUGGAACGGGCAGUGGGAGCAGAAACGCGAGUGGGAGGUCGAGGACGGGAGAUGAGCAUGAUGUUGAGCGCUCGAGGUUGGGCAGGGAGGUUGCGGAGGUGUUCAAGAAUGCGUUGGGUGUUGAGGAGUAUAAGCUUUUCAAGAGUUAUGUCCAUCAGUUCGACGCUCACGAAAUUCCGUUCGAUGGCCCAACAGGCAUCGUCACACUCGUCGACCGACUCUUGGUCACUGCUCCUCACCUAGGAGAAGAAGGUAAAAAGCGGCUACUCGACAACUUUGUCAAGAUCAUCCUCCAGCAAGCCUGA
This is a messenger RNA of Cyclocybe aegerita, 2913 nucleotides long. NCBI's taxonomy places the organism in Eukaryota, Fungi, Basidiomycota, Agaricomycetes, Agaricales, Hemipholiotaceae. The record is from the annotation of a GenBank genome assembly.